Molecule: messenger RNA, 1174 nt
Organism: Eurytemora carolleeae
Lineage: Eukaryota; Metazoa; Arthropoda; Copepoda; Calanoida; Temoridae
Exons: 7
Coding region: 130-1044 (304 amino acids)
Source: RefSeq, a predicted model, not a curated record
GUUUUUCUAAACUUAUAUUCAUUGCAGAGCUAGAGAUGAAUUUGAGAUUGAGAUGAGAGCAUCGAGUUCCUUCCUAAAAGUUUAAAAGGAUUCGGAGAGUUAUACACAAUUUCAACACUAGAGACAAGGAUGUUUACCACUGAACAUGGAGAAAAUAACUCAUCAUUCACCAAAACAAUAUACAGGAUGGGUGAUAAAUAUGAGUGGUCACCAGAUCCUGUUCUCUCUGUUUUCAUCUUUAUAAUAACUGUGGUGAUUAUUUUGAGUCCUGCAGUUUGUUCUGGAUGCUACCAUUAUCAUAAGAAACAUUAUGGAGUAGGACUGGAGAAACAGGAGAAGUUACCUCCCGUCAUAUAUUUGGUUGGAACUCCUCUUUCCUGGAUAAAAUAUCCGAAGAAUUCAAGGUGUUCAUGUCCCUCUCCUCCAUCACCUUCUCCACCUCCUCAACCUUCUCCAUCCCUGGCAUCUCAGCAAUGUCCAACCCCUCCGUCUCUGGCGUCUCAUACAUGUCCAACACCUCCGUCUACAACAUACCGACCUUCACACUGCAGACAUAGUGUACCAUCACAACAGAAACGACCACCAUGGUACAGAGCUGUAGAGAGAUCUGAGAAGAAUAAUAUGCUGAUCCUACACCUGGAGAGUGACUCACUUAUGGAAAACUACUAUUCUGGAUCAGUGUCAGUUCCUGCAGAAGUAAAACCAUCUUCAUCUACUGGCUUGAAACCUGUCUCACAAUCAUCAGGCCCACUCGCAUCCACCCAACCAGCAAACUCUGUACAUGUAUCCCUACCCAGCUGGAAACAGAAACCUGCUCAAAGUUCCUUUAACUCCGCCCCAAGGAGAGGAUGUUCUAUCAACUAUUUUGUUAAACCUACCAGAGUAAUCCCUAUGAAACCCAUUUCGGAGAAUUCUUCUUCCGUCAAAUCAUCCCAGAGUGAAAUCAGGAAUGUUUGCUCGAAACUUGAGAAUAUGAAACAAUCAAGAUCGGAUUCACAAACCUCGAAUGAAAGUGAAAUACUACUUUUGCAAACCAGACUCUAAUAUUUUUCAGUUUUCAAUCAAAAGAAUUUAAUUUUUGCCACAAACUCAAAUUUUUUUAGCACCUAUCUUUGGCACUUUUCCAAUUUUGAUUAUUUGACCUAAGAGAAUAUAUAGUUUUAAAAAUAUCAAA